AUGAACCCCAACAGGGAUCUGAAGCCAGGAGAAAUAGGAUGGAGAAAUGGACAACAUAUGCAGAAUGCAUCUAAUUUGACUCCUCUCCCCAGUAUAGGACGUCAUGCUUGGUCUCCUCCUCCAGUUUCCCCACCGUCUGCGUACCCGCAGCCGAUGAAACCCAAUCCUCCCUCUGCGUACCCGCAGCCGAUGAAUCCCAACCCACCCGCUGCGCAGAGUAACUUCCAGCCGAUGAAUCCCAACCCCCUCGCUGUGCAGAGUAACUUCCAGCCGAUGAAUCCCAACCCCCCCUUUGCGGACAGUCAACCGAUGGCGAUGAGUGAACAGGAAAUGACUGAUGUGCUUACGCAGAUGCUAAACACCCAGCACCACCUCAUCAUGGUACAGGAACAAAAGGUACUUCAGUGGCAAAUGCGUAUCAUGAGAGCUCAGAUUGAGCAGAUCAUAAUGAACAAUUUGCGUAGGCUGAAUGACCCAGACAACCAAGGAUGA
Messenger RNA from Symsagittifera roscoffensis, 492 nucleotides. RefSeq lists its product as uncharacterized. The transcript has 2 exons. NCBI's taxonomy places the organism in Eukaryota, Metazoa, Xenacoelomorpha, Acoela, Convolutidae. The coding region runs from base 1 to 492 and encodes 163 amino acids. The record is from RefSeq and is a predicted model, not a curated record.